Salvia miltiorrhiza (redroot sage) is the source of this 1021-nucleotide messenger RNA. RefSeq names its product protein VASCULATURE COMPLEXITY AND CONNECTIVITY. Lineage: Eukaryota; Viridiplantae; Streptophyta; Magnoliopsida; Lamiales; Lamiaceae. The transcript has 3 exons. The record is from RefSeq and is a predicted model, not a curated record. Bases 276 to 752 code for a protein of 158 amino acids.
UGCAGAGAAUAACUUUAGCAAAGAAUAGAUGCUCAAAACUAAACACACCUUUUCUUCUUCCCAUUUGAAAAGAAUCCCAAGGGCUCGAAGCAAAGAAUAUCAAAACCAUUUAACUACAAAAAAGUACUAUCAAGAAAUAAAGUCACCACUAUCACUAUGUUGACAAAAGAGGCUUUUUCAAAACACAUCCACACACACUAACAUAUCUACCUACAUUCACUCCUUUAAUCCCCUCUCCAAAGCUUCUUCACCAUCACUCCAAAAACUGCAUAAAAAUGGGGAAAUUCAUCGGCAUUUUCGCCUGCCUCUUGAUCGUUGCACUCGACGUCGUUGGUGGGAUUCUUGGGAUCAAAGCAGAAGCAGCUCAAAACCAGGAGAAGCAUUUGAGGCUGUGGAUAUUUGAGUGCAAGGAGCCAAGCCAUGAUGCAUAUAUAUUAGGGUUAGCAGCAGCAAGUCUUCUUGGAAUAGCUCAUGUUUUGGCUAACUUGCUUGGAGGCUGCAGUGUUUGCACUCAAGAAGAGAUUGAGAAAGCCUCUCCCACCAAGCAAUUGUCCAUUGCAUGCCUUAUUUUCACUUGGAUCAUCCUGGCCGUGGGGCUGUCGAUGCUCGUGAUCGGAAUAAUAUCGAACCACAAAUCGAGGGCGUCGUGCGGCUUCACGCACCACCAUUUCUUGUCGAUCGGCGGCAUACUAUGCAUGGUUCACGCCCUCUUCGCCGUCGCAUACUAUGUUACUGCAACUUCGAACACUUGAUUAAUUAACUAUAAACCUCUUUAAUUAUUUUCUUUUUCUUUUUCACUUUUCAAAAAUGUUUCAUCUUUUUUUGUUGUUUUUUCUUUGUAGGUCCCAAGUAAUGUCUAUGUCUCACUCUUUUGUCUUUUCAUCCUUUUUUUUUUUCUAACUUUACCUGCUAGUUUUGUUGCUCGAUUUUCUUCUCGAUGAAGGUUUUGGACUUCGUGCUUGACUUUGAUUGGGAAUUCGUUUCUUUUUAGUGGAAAUCUGCAGAAUUUUUGGGGUUUUCA